This is a messenger RNA of Entrophospora candida, 252 nucleotides long. The record is from the annotation of a GenBank genome assembly. NCBI's taxonomy places the organism in Eukaryota, Fungi, Glomeromycota, Glomeromycetes, Entrophosporales, Entrophosporaceae.
AUGAACAGAACAAACUCUAAAACAUUGAUAAUCUUUACAAUAGUCCUGUUAAGUUUUAUUUUCAUCGUUGGAUUCACAACUCCAGUUCAAUCAAUCAGUCUUGAACAUUUACGAAAAAGACAAGAUGACACUCCUUCUCCAGACACACCAGCAGACACUUCUACGGAAGACACUCCUUAUCCGGAUCCAUCAUCAACAGAAACUCCUCCCUAUCCGGAUCCAUCAUCAUCAGAAGCUCCUGUUCCAAGUUAG